GUGAAGCACCACAGACUCGUGUAUUAUUACCUCACAUUUAUGUCUCAGUUUAGCAGAUUUUUGGUGUUAGGAUGCGUCCAGGAGCGCGUGCUUCUCCUCCCGAUGCUGUGCAGUCCUCCCUGUGUCUGUGUCUCCUAGUUUUCCUGCUCUGUGGUCAGGCUGCUGCUGUAUCUGAAGGCGCUGUUGACAAUGCAGAUGAUAAGCAGAGUUCACUGAGGAGCAUCCUUGAUCAUGUACAGAGUUAUGAGAUUACUUAUCCCACAUGGCUGCAUCCUCACAGACACAGGAGGUCUGCCAACCAAGAGCAUCCUGCAGAGGCUCAGGUCCUGAUCUCAGCAGAGGGCCGGGAGCUCAGACUACACCUGGAGAAGAACGAGCAGCUGCUGGCCCCUGGAUAUCAGGAAAUAUGGUACACUCCCGACGGAGCCCGCAAGUCCUCCUCCCCUGCCAGCACUGGACACUGUUUCUACCACGGGGAGGUUUUGGGUAUGGAAGGCUCAAGUGUUGCUGUUAGCACAUGUUCAGGACUCAGGGGACUGAUUUCUCUGAACACAAGCGUCAGCUACCUGAUAGAGCCUCUUCCUGUUUUGACGGGCGCACAGCAACACGCUGUAUUCAGAGCCGAGAGUCUCCAUCUACCCAGAGGUAACUGCCUGCAUCACCACGGCAACAAGGAGCACGAGGAGGGGCUUAACGACUUCAUCCAUGGAAUGAUGUCACCGCGGAGCGCAAGGGAAAAACGGGACCUGAGCCAAAAUAUGAAGUAUGUAGAGCUGCUGAUAGUGGCAGAUAAGGCUGAGUUUGAGAAGCAUGGUAGUAAUCUAGAGAAGACCAAGCUGAAAUUACUGGAAGCGGCCAACUUGGUUGACAAGUACUACAAGCCUUUGAGCAUCCGUGUGGCAUUAAUAGGCCUGGAGGUGUGGACCAGCCGGGACAUGAUUGGCGUUUCAGACAACCCUCACAGCACUCUGGCAGCAUUCCUGGCCUGGAGAGGCAAACAGCUCCGAUCGCUACCCAACGACAAUGCUCAGCUCAUCACGGGAAAGGGUUUCCAGGGCACCACCAUCGGGCUGGCACCUCUCAGAGCCAUGUGCUCCGACUACCAGUCUGGUGGAGUGAACACGGACCACUCAGAGUCAGCUGUGGGUGUAGCUGCCACCAUGGCACAUGAGAUGGGCCACAACUUCGGCAUGAGCCACGACAGCACGGGCUGCUGCCAGGCCAAGGCCGAAGACGGAGGUUGCAUCAUGGCUGCUGCUACUGGGCAUCCCUUUCCACGUGUGUUCAAUGGUUGUAACCAGAGGGAGCUGAAGAGCUACCUCAACUCUGGAGGAGGGAAGUGUCUCUUUAAUUUGCCAAACACCAGAUCCAUGUAUGGAGGGCAGCGCUGCGGCAACGGUUACCUGGAGGAUGGAGAAGAAUGUGACUGUGGAGAGGAGGAGGAGUGCACCAGUCCUUGCUGUAAUGCCAACAACUGCACUCUGAAAGCUGGAGCUGAGUGUGCCCAUGGUGUCUGCUGCCAUAACUGCAAGUUGAAGAGCCCCGGGGUGCUGUGCCGUGCUCCCUCCGGUUCAUGUGACUUGCCAGAGUACUGCGAUGGGAAGGCAGAGUCUUGUCCGGCUAAUUUCUAUUUAGUGGAUGGUGCGUCAUGUGCAGAUGGGAAGGCGUACUGUUACACUGGCAUGUGUCUCACCCUGGAGCAGCAGUGCCGCUCUCUCUGGGGAGGAGAUGGCCGCCCGGCCCCUGACCUGUGUUUCAAGAAGGUGAACGAAGCCGGGGACAUGUACGGGAACUGUGGCAAAGAUCUGUUUGGGAAGUACAGGAGCUGUAAGGACAGGGAUGCUCAAUGUGGGAAAAUCCAGUGUUUAUCCACAGCCUUCAAGCCCAUUGAGAACAAUGCUGUCCGCAUAGUGACCACUGUCACUGUGGGCAGCAGGAAGAUCGAGUGUAUGGGAACACAUGUGUACAAGCCUGGGCAGGGGGACGAGGACACUCUGGACCCAGGCCUGGUCAUGACGGGCACCAAGUGUGGUGAUGACUCGAUUUGCUUUAAUGGAGAAUGCCGCAAUGCAUCUUUCCUCAGAGCUGAUGAGUGCAAUGCCAAGUGCCAUGGACAUGGGCUGUGCAACAACAAUCAUAACUGCCACUGUGACGCGGGCUGGGCCCCUCCGCUGUGUGACCAGAAGGGGUCAGGUGGGAGUGUGGACAGUGGACCUGUCAUCAGCCGCUUCGACCCCCUUCCGCUCCUGCUGGUCCUCCCCCUGGUCCUCUUUGUGGUUUUGGCUGCUGUUGGACUGUGGUGCUGCUACAGACACAAACUUCCCCCACUGAAAACCUCUUCUCCUCCUCCAGUACCAAGUUGUUCAGUGCCGGUGGAGAGCAAGCCUCUGCAUCCUGACAUUCAUAUUAACGGUCACGCCAAUCCAACAUUCUUGCUAAAAAAACAGGACCCAGACCACCUGGGUAAAUCCUCUCCUCGUCCGAGCCCGUCUUCUUCAACCCGGUCCAAACAUGCGAUAGUGCGUCCAGCAGGGAAGCCUCCUCCUGUGCCAGCGUACGCUGCAGAGCAGAGACAGCAAACAACUCAGCCUGUAGCUGCUCCUCAGAGACAGUCCUCUCCUCAGGGUUACACUCCACCUCCUGCUAAAUCUGCCCCGCUCACUGGGCAGAGACGAAACCAGGCUCCUCCACCACCUUCAGGACCUCCACCUUUACCUUCGCUGGACACCAAAACCCACUCACAGCACUCAUCGGUACCAAAACCCCGACCAGACCCCCCAAACAGACCUCCACCACCUUGUCCUGUUAACAAGCCAUUAGUGGAACAGAAACAAAUAAAAGGUGUGCAGGUUACCACAAACGCCCUGCAAAGAGGAAAAGCUGCUUUGGCUCCACCUGCUGGACAGAAAAAGCCAAACAGAAACUAAGUCUCAGGGAGACGUCGGGGACCACCACUUACAUCCAACGAUGGACUGCCUCAAGCUGCCUUUUUGAAUAUUAGCAGCUGACAAAGAAACUGUGGGAUAUGAAUGAUGAAUGUUUGACACUCUGGGUCAGUUGAUUACAGUGUAUUUAGGGUAAAUUAAUCACAGCGAAGUAAUAGUACAUAUCACAAUGAGUCAGUUUAAGUCUAGAAUCUUAAAGGCAUAGUUCACCCCAUCAUCAAAAAUACAUGUUUUUUCUCUAAGCUGUAGUGCUUUUUAUCAGCCUAGAUUGUUUUGGUGUGAGUAGUCGAGUGCUGGAGAUAUUGGCCUUAAAGAUGUCUCCAAUGUAUUGGAACUAUAUGGUGAAGCAGUUUUAUGUAAGAGACAUUUUGUUCCUGGUAUAGUUCCUACAUGAAACUGUUAAAACUUUCAAAACUGUUUUUUCAAUGUAUUUUUUGGUGCUUUUAGCAACAAUCUAGAUUGAUAAGCAGCACUACAGGUACUGAAAAUCUGUAUUUUUAGGGGUGAACUAGGCUUUAUUUGUUUUGUUAAUCAGCCUUUUUUGUGUCUGCUUUCACAACUUGAAACACCAAAAGCUGUGACAUUAAGAGCUUUUUGUUUUUUAAAUUACUGUCCCAAAAGUAAAUGCAAAUGUGAAAUUGUUCCACGUGUGCAGCAGUGUUGAAACACUGUUCCAGGAGUAUUUAUUCACAAAGAAAAAUGAAUGUUUACAAUGUAGCCUAUGUACUAAACAAGGUGUCUCUUAAAGAACACCAAGAGCUGUAAAGGGAUAUCUUAUAUUAAGAAAAGAUGCCAAUAUUGAAGUGCUUUGGCUUCUGAUGUGUGAACUAAGAGAAUGGGGUUUGAACUGGACCAGCGGUGACCAGUGAAAGCCCAACGUGCAUGCUAUAAGUACAGUGUAUGCUUAUAGAGAGAUACAUGUCUGAUAUGUAGCAGGAAGUGUUUUUUCAGUUUUUUUUAUUAGUUUUGCUUUACAGAUUUUAAAUUGUUGUGGCAUUGCACUUUGAGAAACCUUUCCAGUGUCCAAUACUCACCCCCUGAAGGCAUUAAAGUAUUUGAUGGAUA
Messenger RNA from Centropristis striata (black sea bass), 4010 nucleotides. It is a transcript of the gene adam19b, whose product is annotated as ADAM metallopeptidase domain 19b. Bases 72 to 2927 code for a protein of 951 amino acids. The record is from RefSeq and is a predicted model, not a curated record. Lineage: Eukaryota; Metazoa; Chordata; Actinopteri; Perciformes; Serranidae. The transcript has 23 exons. Gene Ontology annotation, molecular function: metalloendopeptidase activity. Gene Ontology annotation, biological process: membrane protein ectodomain proteolysis.